This is a messenger RNA of Phytomonas sp. EM1, 923 nucleotides long. The record is from the annotation of a GenBank genome assembly. NCBI's taxonomy places the organism in Eukaryota, Euglenozoa, Kinetoplastea, Trypanosomatida, Trypanosomatidae.
UAUGCGGCCCCUUUUCUUGUAAUGCUAUUAGGUAAACAAGCAAAAAAUUAUCGCUAAAGGGUCUUGGCCUUAUGAGUACAACCUUAGCUGAACCUAAAACCUCGGUGAUUUCGGGCGGGCGGAAGCGAAUCACGUCCAAGUUUACCGACGGAUCCGAGUUGGUUGAGGAGUUUGACGUCAUCAGUGAUGAGUUAGUGCUCCGAAAAAGACGGGUUCGUAAUGUUUUAGGCGGGUGGAAUGAUUGGAUUAUUGAAAUUGGAGCUGAGGAACGUUCAUAUAACCUUGAUCGUGUUCUUAUUGUAGAGUCCAACGGAAGCCCAGAGCUUAUACGUCAGGAUACCGCCGAGCUUCACGUUUUUCGGAUUCGAAACCUUCCGUAUCCAAAGGAAGUAUUCAUGCUAAGUAUUGAAAGGAAAGACCAGGAUUCAAUCGGAGAAAUAGUAGUGCGCACCACAAACAAGAAGUACUAUAAAAGAAUUGGCAUUCCAGAAAUGGUUCGUGCACAAAUACCUCUAGAUGAAUCACAUCUUAGCUUUGACGUCAAACAUAAUACACUGAUUAUUCAGUACCGGAAGCAUUUUUCCAUCUUAGCGGCAGAAUCUCAGGCAAAGAAGGAGCGUGCUUCUUUACCAUCCAAGCGUGUUAAUGAUAAGGACGCUUAUUGUGCACAGCAAUAGCUGAGAAUCUUUCCUUGUAUCAAUGUGCUUUCAUUGAGCUUUGUGAGUUUGGUAUACGAAGAGAAAAAGCUAUGAUUGAGAUACGGCUUCAUGGAAUGGAAUUUUUUAAAUGUAAAAACAAACGUGUAUUUUUGUUUUCCUUAUUUUUUUUGGUGGGUGUAUUAGUUGUGUAUGUUGUACAAUAUCAUGAGUGUUUAAUGAUCACAUAUUUUGAUACCGUUUUUUAUAAAUUAACAUGUAUAUUUA